AUGGGCUUGCUGUCCAUAAUCCGCAAGCUCAAAGCCAAAGACCACGAGCUGCGCAUCCUCGUUCUCGGGCUCGACAACGCAGGCAAAACCACAAUAAUGAAGCGGCUCACUGGCCAGCCGACAUCAACAGUCUCCCCGACGCUCGGCUUCAACAUAACAACGUUCUCGCUGCCGCCUUACGUUUUGAAUUUCUGGGAUAUCGGCGGGCAGCGGACGAUCCGCGCAUACUGGCGCAACUACUUUGAGCAAACAGACGCGCUGGUCUGGGUGGUGGACUCGGCGGACCGCGCGCGGCUGGGCGACUGCGCCGAGGAGCUGCAUGCGCUGCUGAAGGAGGACCGGCUGAUGGGCGCGUCCCUGCUGGUGUUUGCCAACAAGCAGGACAUUGCCGGCGCCCUGUCGGCCGAGGAGGUCUCACGCAUGUUAAGGCUGGACAUGCUGGCCACGCACCGGUGGAGCAUCCGCCCGUGCUGCGCCGCCGUGGCCGCCGACAACCUGCUGGACGGCAUCCGGUGGCUAGUCGACGAUGUAUCCGCACACGUUCUGCGCUGA
Molecule: messenger RNA, 552 nt
Organism: Kickxella alabastrina
Lineage: Eukaryota; Fungi; Kickxellomycota; Kickxellomycetes; Kickxellales; Kickxellaceae
Product: ADP-ribosylation factor-like protein 2
Exons: 1
Coding region: 1-552 (183 amino acids)
Biological process (GO): protein folding
Cellular component (GO): cytoplasm; microtubule cytoskeleton
Molecular function (GO): GTP binding; GTPase activity
Source: RefSeq, a predicted model, not a curated record